AUGGCUUCAACUGAAAAUCAUACUGUUGUGCACGAGGCAAAUGGCGUGCCCUUUAGAGCUACUCCAAAGGAAUUCUUUGAAAGACAACCUAGCUCAGGUGGCCAUUUAAAAGACAUUGACCAUUACCGUGAACUCUAUGAGAAAUCCAUCAAUGAUCCUCAAGGAUUCUUUGGCCCAUUGGCUAAGGAAAUGUUAUCAUGGGACAGAGACUUCCACACCAUCAAGUCUGGUACUUUGAAAGAAGGCAAUGCCGCAUGGUUCCUCGGAGGCCAAUUGAAUGCCUCAUACAAUUGUGUCGAUAGACACGCCUUAAAGAACCCAAACAAGCCAGCUUUGAUUUAUGAGGCCGACGAAGAUAGCGACUCAUACAUUAUCACUUAUGGAGAAUUGUUGAAGGAAGUUUCCAGAGUCGCUGGUGUCUUGCAAAGCUGGGGUGUGGGUAACGGUGACACCGUUGCUGUCUAUUUGCCAAUGAAUGCCCAGGCCAUUAUCGCCAUGUUGGCCAUCACCAGAUUGGGUGCAGCACACUCGGUGAUUUUUGCCGGUUUCUCUUCAGGCUCGAUCAAGGACAGAGUCAAUGACGCCCAAUGUAAAGCAUUGAUUACUUGUGACGAAGGUAAGAGAGGUGGAAGAGUCACAAACAUCAAGAGAUUGUGUGACGAUGCUUUGGAGAGCUGUCCAAGCGUUAAACAUGUCUUGGUCCACAAGAGAACCAACAACAAGGAGAUUGCAAUGAAGGAAGGAAGAGAUUUCUACUGGGACGAGGAAACCGUUAAGUUCCCAGGUUACUUGCCUCCCGUAUCAGUAGACUCUGAAGACCCAUUGUUUUUGCUUUAUACUUCGGGCUCAACCGGUACUCCAAAGGGUGUUGUUCACACCACCGCUGGUUUCCUUUUGGGAGCAGCAUUAACCACCAAGUACGUGUUUGACGUUCACGAAGAGGAUAUUUUGUUCACCGCAGGUGACGUUGGUUGGAUCACUGGCCACACUUAUGCCUUGUAUGGACCAUUAUUGCUCGGUAUCCCAUCAAUCAUCUUUGAAGGUACCCCAGCAUACCCAGACUAUGGUAGAUUCUGGCACAUUGUGCAAAAACACAGGGCGACACACUUUUACGUUGCCCCUACAGCAUUGAGAUUAUUGCGUAAAGCAGGCCAAGAGGAGAUUAAGAAGUACGACAUCUCCUCAUUGAGAACCUUGGGUUCAGUUGGAGAACCAAUCUCACCAGAUAUCUGGGAAUGGUACAAUGAAUAUGUCGGUAAGGAUCAAUGUCACAUUUCAGACACUUAUUGGCAAACCGAGUCUGGAUCCCACUUGAUUGCCCCAUUGGCUGGUAUUACACCAAACAAGCCAGGAUCUGCAUCAUACCCAUUCUUUGGUAUUGAAACUGCAUUGAUUGAUCCAGUCUCUGGUGCUGAGAUUAAAGGCAAUGACGUUGAAGGUGUCUUGGUGGUUAAGGACCACUGGCCAUCAAUGGCUAGAACUGUUUACCACAACCACACCAAGUAUAUGGACACAUAUAUGAAUCCAUACCCAGGCUACUAUUUCACCGGUGACGGUGCUGCUAGAGACCAUGAUGGUUACUACUGGAUCAGAGGUAGAGUCGAUGAUGUUGUCAAUGUCUCUGGCCACAGAUUAUCCACCGCUGAGAUUGAAGCUGCGUUGAUUGAAGACCAAAAAGUUGGUGAGGCGGCUGUCGUUGGUAUCAAUGAUGACAUUACCGGUCAAGCUGUGAUUGCAUAUGUUGCAUUAAAGGACUCCAACACCGAGCAAACAGAAGAAGAUCUCUUGACCUUGAGAAAAGAAUUGGUCUUGAUUGUGAGAAAAUCUAUUGGUCCAUUUGCCGCACCCAAGGCUGUGAUUGUUGUUGCAGACUUGCCAAAGACAAGAUCGGGUAAGAUUAUGAGAAGAAUCUUGAGAAAGAUUAGUUCGAACGAAGCCGAUCAGCUAGGCGACAUUACCACUUUGCAAAACCCGCAAUCGGUGGAAGGUAUUGUUAAGUCCUUUGCUGCUCAAUACGGAAAGAAAUAA
Molecule: messenger RNA, 2028 nt
Organism: Lodderomyces elongisporus
Lineage: Eukaryota; Fungi; Ascomycota; Pichiomycetes; Serinales; Debaryomycetaceae
Gene: ACS2
Product: acetate--CoA ligase
Exons: 1
Coding region: 1-2028 (675 amino acids)
Cellular component (GO): cytosol
Molecular function (GO): acetyl-CoA synthetase activity; AMP binding
Source: RefSeq, a predicted model, not a curated record